CUAAAAAUCACAAAUCAAUCUCACAAAAUCACAACAAACCCUUGCUGGUUUUGCAGUCCUAUUACGGAAUCGAAAUUGCUCGAUUAUGGCGUUGAACAGCGGAUUGAGAUCCUGUGCUUCUAAGCUCAUGAACACCGCAAUUAUGCCCAAAUCAGUGAACCGGGGCAUUCACUCAACUAGCAUAAAGAAGAUGGGAGGAGGUCAUGGCCAUGACGAGCCAUUCUAUCUGCAUGCAAAGCACAUGUACAACUUGGACAGGAUGAAUCAUCAGGCGUUGAAAAUGAGCCUUGCUGUCUUCACUGCAUUCAGCAUUGGUGUUGCUGUCCCAGUUUAUGCAGUAGUCUUUCAGCAGAAGAAGACUUCCUCAGCGUAAUUUUUCUUGUUGAUUUCUGCUUUUGUGGCAAUAAUAAACUAUUUGAGCCUUGUGUAGGAGAUAAGCAAACGCCAGAGAUUUGCUUACUGAAAUGAAUUCAACAAUCUUUUUCAUUCACUUUCUUUAUGAUGUCUACUUGCUUUGACAUAUGAAAAUAUGUUGUACUAGCUCCAAGUUAUGGAUAAUAUUUCUUGGAUUUGCUCCAA
Molecule: messenger RNA, 579 nt
Organism: Salvia splendens (bonfire salvia)
Lineage: Eukaryota; Viridiplantae; Streptophyta; Magnoliopsida; Lamiales; Lamiaceae
Exons: 2
Coding region: 86-373 (95 amino acids)
Source: RefSeq, a predicted model, not a curated record